AUGGUCGUGAAAGCCGUCGUGUUUGACUAUGGUGGCGUGCUGGUCAGCUACGACCAAGUCGGAAAAUUCUUGGCCGAGCUCGCCAAGCAGUUCGAGGUGACGGACGAUGCGUUCCACGCAAAGAAGAAAGUGCUCUUCGAUCUGUUCCUCAACAGCUCGGACCUCAUGACCGGCAAGCUCAGUCUGGAGGAGUUUGAGGCCAACGGCAUGGUGGAGGCGGUCAACAAGAUCUUCGGCACCACCCGCACCGAGUCGAUCGGCUGGUUCCAGCGCUUCUCCAAGCCCGACAUCUUCAGCAAGCACAAAAUCAUGUUCGAUUUCAUCGCUCAGCUGCGCAGAAAUGGCAUCAAGACCGGGCUUUUGACGAACAACUUCUGGGUGGACAAGGAGAAAAAACACGACUGCACCCCCGUCGACAAGGCCCUCUUUGACUCGAUCGUAGAAAGCCGCGAGGAGGGCUGUGAGAAGCCAGAAUGGAAAAUCUAUGAUCUCUCCCACUCUCGACUCCUCAAAGUUGACCCUAGCAUCAAGAAGGAAGAAGUCCUCUUCCUCGACGAUCUGCAGCUGAACCUUGAUGGUGCUGAGAAAUACGGAUGGAGGGGUGUCUUGGUCGAGAAUACCAGCGACCCAUCUUCCACUAUCAAAAAAGCCCAGGAAAUCAUUGAGAAGGAAAACGGAAGCGCGCUCAAGGCU
This is a messenger RNA of Mesorhabditis spiculigera, 693 nucleotides long. NCBI's taxonomy places the organism in Eukaryota, Metazoa, Nematoda, Chromadorea, Rhabditida, Rhabditidae. The record is from the annotation of a GenBank genome assembly.